AUGGAGCUCGCGAGCAUUGCGCUGCGCAACGCUCCCUCCGACCGGAGCCUCGAAGAUCGACUGAAGGUGCUGACUUCUUCCAUUGCUCAGGCUGGUCGGGCGCAGCAGUGGAGGAAAGCCGUGGCAUUGCUGGAUGAAGCGAGCUGCCGGCGCUUGCCGUUGAACAUCAUCGUCGCCAAUGCAGCCAUGGCGGCCUGUGAGAAGGCCAAGCAGUGGCAAGCAGUGCUGGCACUGCUCAGCUCCCGAGAGUCCGACAUAGUUGGCUGGAACUCUGCACUGUCGGCCUGCGAGAAGGGAGGAGCAUGGCCAGUCGCUCUCAGCCUCUACGACGAGAUUCUGCAGAGGCGCCUUCAGCCCGAUGGUAUGACCUUCGGCCUGCUUGUCCGCUUGGCGCAGGCGGCCGGGGGCUGGCUCGCCGCGCUCGGAGCUCUCUCGACCAUGCGCACCGCUGGCUUCCGCCCGAAUGUGAUGAACUACGCCGUGGUCUUGCGAGCGUGCAAGGAUGCUGCCUCGUGGCGGGUUGCCCUGGCCCUCGUUUCCACCAUGCUCGGAGAAGGUGUCCGCCCGGAUGUCCUUGCCGUGAAUGCGGCCAUCGGGGCUUGCGCAGAGACGGGAAGCUGGGAAGUGGCCGUUGGACUCUUCGAGUUGAUGCAGAAGGAAGCCUUGGCCCCGUCGACUGCAUCAGCCAACGUCUUGAUGAAGAUUUGCGGUCGGGGCGGCGCUUGGCACGUCGUGUUGUUGGUGAUGGAAGCGCUGAGGGCUGGCUUGGGCCAGGGCCGGGACGCUGUAUCAUACGGUACGGCGCUGACAGCAUAUGGGAGAGCUCGCAGGAGCGACCAAAUUUCGAGUCUGCUCCAAGAAGUUGAGCAGAAGGAAAUCCCACUGACAGAGGUCUCCUUCACUGCGGCCCUGACGGUUGCCUCGUGGACACAGGUGGUGCAGCUGUUGGCUUGCAUGGCCAGGCAAGGUCUGCGGCCUGGCCUAUCGCAUUUGACUUCGGCUAUGUUCUCUUGCACUGCAGACGGGGCGUGGCAUCGGGCACUUCAGCUGCACGAGAAGGCAGAUCUGCCGUUUGUGAACGACAAUGCCAUUGCUGUCACUGCCCUUCUGCAAGCCUCCCGCUACGGUCGACCAUGGGCCGCCACCCUCUCUCUCCUUCAAGACCCGGGGCUCCGCCACAGUGCCCUAAUCAUCACGGAAGCGGGACGCGCUUUCGACUCGCAUUCUUGGCCGCUCUCCAUCGCCUUGCUCUCUGCGGCGCAAGCGCAGGGAAUUGAAGCAACCGAGGCCGUCCGUGCCAUCGCGGCGCGUGCUCUCAAUUGUGCAGGACGGUGGCAGCAGAGCUUGGGCUUUGCUGCGGCCGCCGGCUCCUGGUACCAGUCCGUUGCGCUCCUGGCAGCUGCCGCCCUGCGCCGUGUUUCCCCUGAGGGUUGCGCUCGGGCGUGGGAGAAGCCCUCUCCGUGGCGACAAACUCUGCAGUACCUUGUACAGCUAGAGAAGGAGAGCCCAUCAGAAGCCUCGGACACCGGUCAGCGCUGCGUGGCAGCCUUCUCUCGAGCCGGAGACUACGAGGCACUGCGGAAGGUCUUCGAGCAGCUCCGUGCCCUCGGACUAGAGCCAGAUGCCAUUCCAGCAUUCGCGGCAUUGAGCACCUUGGCUCAAACCGGUGCCUGGCGCGAUGCCGCUGCUUUGCUACGGGCGCUGCGGGACGUGCAGGUGGAAGUACAGCUGGUGGCUCACCAUCGCUUGCUAGGGGCUAUGCACAGCGCGGGCCAGUGGCAGGGGGUGGUGACAUGCCUGGAUGGCAUCAAGCGGAGCAGCUACCGCCCGGACAUCUUCAGCUUUGGCCUGGCAUUAGCAGCCAGGGAUCCUGGCAACUUCUCUUGGAGAGGUGCAGUAGCUGUCCUCGACAAGCUACAGGACGAGAGCCUGGAGGCCAGCCGCGUCGCUCUGGGUGCAGCCUCGCAGCGAGCAGAGCGUGCCCAUCACUGGAGCCUGGCCCUGCACUUCUGUGCUGGCGUGCAGUUUCAAAGCCUUGCCAGCACCCGAGGCUUCAGUUCUGCUAUCAGCGCCUGCGAAAACCUUAGUCAGUGGCGACAAGUGUCCAUGCUUCUCCGGCACAUGAGCGGUACACAGCUGCGCCGGGAUGCAGUGCUUUGCAACGCAGCGGCCGCUGCAUCCUCGGGCGCUGGUCGUUGGGCCGAGGCACUGGACUUGCUGAGCUCCGGCGUGCUGCGAGACAAGACCGCCUGCGGGACGGGCUUGUCUGCCUGCGGCCGCACGAGAGCCUGGCAAACGUCUUUGCGGUUAAUGACUUUGGCCACACAAAACCAGGUGCAAGUCGACAUGCCCAGCCGCGAUGUUGUAGUUUCCUGCUGUGAGCAUGCCUUGCACACCAUCGGAGUUGUUGGCUUGUUAGAGAGAUGCAACGAUGCACGUCCGCUUCGGUGCGUGGAUGUGCGCGGAGCUGUCGUCGAAGAGAAAAGGGCGUUGCAGCUCCUGCGCGCCCUGGCAAAGAGCGACACAGACCUGCUGGGUGGGAAGCAGGGCAUUUCUGCUGCGGUGGCAGCAGCUUUUGCAGCGGCCAAGGAUGCAGCACCGGCCGUAGACGACCUUGACGAGGUGAGUAGCACUGCGCAGUCUGGGCGCGAAUGCUUGCGAGUGCUCGCUCGCAGAGCGCCGGAAGAGGCUGUUCCUGCCAUCCUUGAGGCUGCACAGAAAGCUGCCCAGUCGGCAGAUGCCUUGGACCGAGCUGCAGCCGUACAUGCGGUGGCCUUCGCGCUCUCGGGAGCUCAGGAGGCUCCAGCUGGCUGGGCGACACCGCUGGCUCGCUCCCUGGGCGAUGCGGCAGUCUGGGUGCGCCAGGCCGCAUGCGAGGGUGCCGUGAUGCUGGCGGAAGAGCUGAAACCUUCUGCAUUUGCGACAGAAGGAUUCCUUCUUCUGCUGCAAGCCCUGGGCGCGCUGUUUCCUCGAGAGCCGCAGCCGGAUCUGUUGGAGAAGGCAGCGCUCGCUGUCGCGGCGCUCGCACAGGAGCUGUCCAGCGACGAGGCAGCGUCCAUUCUCUCGUCGGUUGCUCCGGCUCUUUUUGAGGCGCUGACCAAAGUGUCGCGCAGCACGUUGACCGCUGCUGCAAGCGCAGCAGCCGCCACCGAUGUUGGCAGCCGCCAGGAGGCUACGGAUGCAGCCACGGCCUCUGCAGCCGCGGCUGCUGCCACGGCACGUGCAGUGCGUGCUUUGGCUGCCACGACGGCAGAUAUGUUUGGUCCCUUCGCCCCAGAGGCUGCCAAGAGUUUGGUGUCCAUCCUUCGCUUGGCAAAUGCCUCGGCUGGAGCUGGAGGCGCUCCUGGCAGCGCGCCAUCGCCCUUGCUCACCCCAGCAGUGUUGGCAGCCUGCCUGGAUGCCGCAGGUGCUGUUAUCGCUUCGGCUUGGGCAGACCCAAGCUUUCAAGCAGAAAAGGAGGAACUGGCAUCCACAGCUCGCAGCGUUCUCCUGAAUGCGAGAGCACCGAGCGAGGCCAAAGCAGCCUCUCACAGCUUCUAUUCGCAGAUGGCACUGGCAAGGUUCGAGGAGUUCGCGCCAACAUUGGAGACAGUCCUGCCCUUCGCUUUGGACGCCCUCAGGGUGGCAGAAAGCGGGGAGGUGGUGAAGCACGGACGGCGGCGAGCCGUCCGCACGGGAAGCCAUGAGGAAAGGUUGGCUGCAACUGAAGCUGUCGGCACCUACGUUGCGGCCGUGGGAGCGAGGUUUGCACCUCACCUGCCCAGUGUGCUGCCAACUCUGUGCGCACAGGCCAAGCACGCUGACCCCGGUGUUCGGGCAGAAACCGCAAACUCCUUGGCCAAGAUGGGCAAAGUCCUCGGCGAUUUGGCCGGAGGCCUCCCAGAAGGCCAUGCCGACCGCCCCGCGGCCUCGAGCCUCGCUGAGGCGGUGGCACGAGGACUUUGUGACAUCCUCCAGGAGGCCGGCUCCUCACCAGUGCGCUGCGCGCUGCAGGGCAAGGAGGCCUAUCCCCCCAUCAGCGCGGCUGCCGAAAGUGGCAUCACAGAGGACCUCGAGUCAAAUCCUGGCUUCGUGUCUUUGGCAGGCCCAGCUUUUGCCGCCUUAGCAGCGGCAGCUGGUACUCGACGCUCCGAGGAUGUGGAAGACUCCGAUGCGGAUGGCAUCGAAGCAGACGACGAGGACGAUUGGUAA
This is a messenger RNA of Symbiodinium sp. CCMP2592, 4191 nucleotides long. The record is from the annotation of a GenBank genome assembly. NCBI's taxonomy places the organism in Eukaryota, Dinophyceae, Suessiales, Symbiodiniaceae.